Molecule: messenger RNA, 1155 nt
Organism: Mollisia scopiformis
Lineage: Eukaryota; Fungi; Ascomycota; Leotiomycetes; Helotiales; Mollisiaceae
Exons: 5
Coding region: 1-1155 (384 amino acids)
Molecular function (GO): chitin binding
Source: RefSeq, a predicted model, not a curated record
AUGCGCGCCCCUUUCAUUGUUCUGCCUCUACUCGCCAUCGGCGUAGCGUCCGACUCAAUCCUGGAGUCCCUCGGAUUUGGCAUGUUAGAAUCAGGCAGCCUGCUGCAAAAAUACUCUCGACUACUCCGACGACAGUCGUCAAGCAACGGGACCUGUCGUCUCAGCCUCCAAACCGAUAUCUGGACCAGCUGCGCCGCUCUGCUCUCUGAAUUCAACCUCACUUUGGAUUACUUCAAGAGUGCAAAUCCCAACAUCGGUGCGAAUUGCGCCAAUUUCCAACCUGGGGCUACUUACUGCCUCUCUGUCCCAAGUGGGAGCCCAAUUCCGGUGUCCACGAAUGGUUUGUGUGGUGCGCAGCAGAAUUGGACGAAUACUUGUAUUGGAAGCUCAGCUGGAGCUUGUUGUGGAAUUGGUGGCUUUUGUGGUACUGGGGAAAUCUUUUGCGGCCUCGGAGUUUGCCAAGAGGGCACUUGCGAUGGUGCACCUAUUCCAUAUUCCACAGAUGGUACCUGCGGCAGCCAAAUUCAAUGGACCGAGUGUCCUCCCCAAUUUGGAGACUGUUGUUCCGAGUUUGGAUUCUGUGGAAAUGGAACCACAUUCUGCGGCACCGGAUGCCAGAGCGGUACCUGUACUGAUUCGACUGUAACUACAACCACUACAACCACGAGUGCCCACCCUACUCAGACUGCAGGAUCGAUUUCCACGGACGGAACCUGCGGGUUUAGCGGCGGUCUGAUUUGCAAAGGCUCGACGUUUGGCAGUUGUUGUUCGUCAGCAGGAUAUUGUGGCUCGACCGAGUAUGCAUGUUUAGAUAUUCUAGGAUGCACGGCAAGCGUUCCCACCAGCAGCAGCGCAGCAGCAACGAAGACCAGCAGCGGCACGACCACGAUCAUCUUUUCCACCGCCCCGGGUCCGACUCAGACCGGGAUUGCAGCCAACUGCAAUGCAUGGGUUCUGCAGACCCCCGGGCUCUUCUGCGCCGAUCUCGCCACUGAAGCCGGAAUCUCGCUUUCUCUCUUCUACACGCUCAAUCCCGCCGUCAAUAACGCCAAGGGGGACUGUCAAGGUCUUCUUGCCGGCGAUGCAUAUUGUGUUGGGACCACCACGACAUCAUCCUCCGUUAACGAGCAGCACGGCAACGUCAACGGGUACUAA